AUGCAGGAGUGCCUCUCCGGCGCCGACUCGUGGCAGUGGUGCCUCGGCCGGCUGCGUGUCGCCGACGUGCUGGUGGGUCAGUUCCGCGCUGAGUUCAGCGGCGCCGGCGGCGACGCCGCCGACCGCGUCACGCGGCUCGCCGAGUUCGCGCACCACGCGCUCACCCACCCGCACGCCACCGUCGGCCGGCUGGCGCGGAGCGUGUUCGUGCAGAUGGCGGUGGCGGCGCGAGCGACGCCGGCCGCGUACGCUCACGAGGCGGCGACCGGCACGCGUCGUCCGCGGCCCAGCUACCUGCCGCUGGACGCAACUGCCGCCUUCAAGCGGCGCUGCCUACUGCCGAGCGAACUGGAGAGUUCCGACCGCGGCCACCCGUCUAGGUCCCCAUGCGCCGCCGAGACCGGCGAGACGCCUGUCAGUCACUUCGGCGACACGUCGUCCGUCCGCUCCGCGAUGGACCUGGGCGGGGUGCAGGACGUGCCCGUGCCCCGGCCACCGCGCGGCCCCGUCACAACCUCCGUGAAGGACUGCAUAGUGUGCCUUCAUGACCCAGAUUUGGAGGGCGACACGAGCGCUACCUACACGGAGGGCGAGGACUGGGCGCGCGGCGCGCUUCUGGGCACCGGCGGCUUCGCCCGCUGCUACCAGGCGUGCGACCUGCGCUCCGGCCGGCUGGUAGCCGUCAAGCAAGUGGAGAUGUCGCCUCAGACGGACAAGGCGGCGCUGCUGCGCGAGAUGCGUCUCCUGGCGAACGUGCAGCACCCACACGUGCUGCGCCUGCUGUGUGCCACCCGGCGGCCGGGCGUGGUCAAUCUCUUCACGGACUGGCAGGCGGGCGGCUCGGUCGCAGACCUGCUCAAGAUGUACGGCCCGUUCGCCGAUGACGUCACGCACCGCUACAGCCGUCACCUCGUGGACGGGCUGGCGUACCUGCACGACAACGGCAUUCUGCACCGAGACCUGAAAGGUGCAAACCUGCUGGUGGACUCGACGGGUGAGACGCUGAAGAUCGGCGACUUGGGCACGGCGGCCGAGUUGGGCGCCGCGGCCACGUUGCGUGGCGAGUUCACCGGCCAGGUGCGCGGUACGCUGGCCUUCACGGCGCCGGAGGUGCUGCGCGGCGAGCACUACGGCCGCUCGUGCGACGUCUGGAGCGUCGGCUGCUGCGUCAUCGAGAUGGCGACCGGCCAGCCGCCCUGGCAGGCGUACACUCGCAGCAACCACCUGGCCAUGCUGUUCAUGGUGAGCGAUGUUUAG
Messenger RNA from Pollicipes pollicipes, 1257 nucleotides. Its product is annotated as mitogen-activated protein kinase kinase kinase 1. The record is from RefSeq and is a predicted model, not a curated record. Bases 1 to 1257 code for a protein of 418 amino acids. Gene Ontology annotation, molecular function: protein kinase activity; ATP binding. The transcript has 4 exons. NCBI's taxonomy places the organism in Eukaryota, Metazoa, Arthropoda, Thecostraca, Pollicipedomorpha, Pollicipedidae. Gene Ontology annotation, biological process: protein phosphorylation.